Molecule: messenger RNA, 1871 nt
Organism: Mizuhopecten yessoensis (Yesso scallop)
Lineage: Eukaryota; Metazoa; Mollusca; Bivalvia; Pectinida; Pectinidae
Exons: 13
Coding region: 59-1507 (482 amino acids)
Source: RefSeq, a predicted model, not a curated record
UUCUUUUCGAUCAGCAGACUUACGGAGCAACUUCUGCAGUCCACACUACAAAUCCAAAAUGCGUUUUGUUAUAUUGACCGUUUUGGUGGCAUGUGCCAUGGGCAUGGAAUUCGACUUGAAGAAUCUCCAGGGGAUGCUUGGAGGUCUCGGCGGUAUGGGAAACAUCGGCAACUUGAUGGGACAAGCCAAGAGCAUGAUGGAAGGACUCAACCUGGACGACAUUUCCUCCAUGAUUAAAGACAUCGACCCCGAAGAGCUGAAGGGAAUCAUCGACCACAUGCCGCCACAAAUGAUGGAGAUGGUCGAGGGAAUGGGAAUCUCCAAAGAAGAAAUCAGUGAAGCCGCCACUCACCUGCCAGAGCACGUAGACGAAAUCAAGGGUUUGCUCGGCGAUGCCCAGAACGGAAAUCUCCAGAAACUGAUGAAGUCUGAGCUCCAGAAUAUGGGACUUCAGAUGCCGGAAGAGGAUGAUAUGGGAAGCAUUAUGAGUACUUUGAAAACCCAAGCAAAGGCAAAAAUGAGCGAGUUUGGUCUUGACGUCGAGGACUUCCAAGAUAUCAAAUCUGCCAUGCCCAAACUGAUGUCAUUCAUUCAGAAACAACUGAAGGAACAAGGCGUUGAAAUGAAUACAGAGGACCCAGAAAGUAUGAAAAAACAGCUUGAGAAAAUGCUCUUGGAACAUUUCGAAAUCCCAGAGGACGCUUCCCCAGAAGAGAUGAGGGCCAGAGUCAUGGGCAAGAUGAGGGAAUACAUGGAAGAUCUCGGAAUCGAAUAUACCGAGGAGGACAUGGAAACCCCAGAGAAGGCAAUGAACAUGCUCAAGAAGAAGUUCCUCAACACCGCCAACGGUUACGGAUUUGAAUUUAAAGAUGAUGCUUCUUUCGACGAGAUCAAGGAGGCUGUCAUGAGCAAAGUGAAGAACUCUGGAAUCCUUGAGAACCCCAUGCAGUACCUGCCCAUGCUCAUCAAGGGCUUCAACAGUCUCGGCGGAAUGAAAAUGCUGAUGGGCGAGACCGCACAGCCACAACCCCAAAUGCAGAUGUCUCCUGAACAGAUGAUGAUGAUGCAGCAGCAGCAGCAGAGACAAAUGAUGAUGCAGAGACAAAUGAUGAUGCAGAGGAGGCCAAUGCCCAUGAACAUGAACUUCGAGAUCAACGUUGAUGGCCAGAACUCCUACAGGCCACCAAAUGCCUUCCCUGCCUACCUGAGAGGUGCUGAGGAUGCCCUUAUGCAUGCUUAUGGUGAUGACGAGGAGGUUGUCCGUCACGUGAUGACUGUACAACAAGGAAUUUCCCAAGGCGCUGUUUCCGAGGAGGCCGUCCACGAGCUUCUCUCCGAUCUUAUGCACGCUCGUCUCCAGACCCGUGUCCUUGCUGCCAGGAACCAGAUGUUGGAGCAGCAGGUCAUGCACGAGCAGUUUGAGACUCGUAUCCCAGUCAGCAAGAGUCCCUUCCUUAACCAUAUCCGCCACAAGUGCAGGCACGGCAGGAAAGUCGACCUCGAGUAAAGUCGCCAGCUACCUUAAAUAUGCCGUAUACAUCCGUGCACCUGUCAAACAGCCGUAAUCUGAAGUCGAACGAAACACCAGCGAACAUAAAUAUAUCGCAACCGACUAGAUACAGAUAUCAAGUUACACAUUUCAAUGCUUUGUUAACAUAUACUUAGCCAGAGGAAGAAUAUUUUGGAUUAUAAAUAGUGUAAAACAACGCUAUACAUUGUAGUUAUUUGUUUCCGACAUUGCUAUGGAAGGAGGUCUGAAUAAACUCAAAUCGGCCUUACUCCCGUCUCUUGUUGUUUCUCAUUUGCAUGUGAUAUAUGUUAUGUCUGCUUGAAGUGAUAUAUUUAUUAAUAAAAUAAUAUUUAUGAGUGUU